Messenger RNA from Lepisosteus oculatus (spotted gar), 1877 nucleotides. The record is from RefSeq and is a predicted model, not a curated record. NCBI's taxonomy places the organism in Eukaryota, Metazoa, Chordata, Actinopteri, Semionotiformes, Lepisosteidae.
CCACUGUGUGCUCAGAAAUAGUGUGGUGAGGGGUCGGGGAGAGAGAGGCCAGACGUACAGUAGGCGGACAGUGUUAACACAAAGGCAGACCUACUGUAACUACGGUGGAGAGGAGCGAAACACGGGCGAGCAGAGGAGAGAAAGAGAGAGAUCACGUUUCAGACACAGAGGGAGGAAGAAGGGACGACAUCAUUCAGACUAGCGGUGAAAGAAGAUGAACUCCACUGAGAUUACUUGCCCAGUGGGAGAAUAUAAAGACAAGGAGAAAUGCUGCAAAAAGUGUCCUAAAGACAAUCACCAGAUCACAGUAUCCAAGUGUUCAGCAGACAGAAACACGCAGUGCGAGUGUGUGUCAGGGUAUUACUGUGAAGACAUCAGCUGUGAACACUGUCUGCCUUGGAUGAUCUGUAAACCUGGAGAGGGGGCGAGGAUACCAGCCACCCCCAGAAACAAUGCCUUCUGUGACUCCUGUCCUCCCGGAACCUACAACAACGUGACUGACUCACACACCCCCUGCCUUCAGCACACCAAUUGCACCGUUCUGGGGAAAGUGUUGAAAACAGCAGGAACGAACAUUUCAGAUUCCAUCUGUGGUCCAUACCAAUGCCCCAACAUCAGUCAUAUCGCCUGUAUUAACCCUCUCUGCACUGUCUCAGGCAGUGGUUGGCUAUUACCUGCAAGCCUGUGGGCUGGAUUUACUUUGUUCGUUGUGGUUUUCUUCGUCUUCCUGGGUUUUCGCUCCUGGAGGAACAAACGGCAAACAAUCUUCACAGUGGCCAAGUCUGCGGACCCCGAAGUCAAGCUCAUCAUCCCUCCUGUCAUCCCACUGUCCGAUCAGAAGCUUCCAGUCCUCUCUCCCGACAGCCCCAAGACACUGAUCUGCGAACCUGAACUUACAGGUCUCUGUCCUGGCAUACCAAGUGAGACAUGCGACCCCUCUGUGAUCUUUGACAUUGAAGAGGAUGGCGUGAUGCUGCCAACACUGACAGCCACUGAGAGGUUUGACCAAUCAGCCAUUAAGGACACUGGGACAGGAAAUGGCUUCAGUGCACCCAUGUACUACUCAGAGCCCCAGGAAGACGAAUGGACUGAUUUGUACUGAAGGACACUGAUAAUUCUGCUCUGUGCACUGAUACUGCGUUUGGGCAGCUACAGUCCCCAGAAAGGGUUAGCACAUGGCUCAGCCGUCUCCCUUUCCCUGACUGUUAAAGACCAAUAGUUCUAGCGUUUUCCAGACAAUGUCCCGCUUCUCGAAAUGGAUGUAAAGGAUAUUUCUUUCCACCCCCUCUUUCAAAUGCUGCCAAAUCCAUUUGGACCACAAAUGCCUUGCAGUGAUGAAUCACUCACUAACCCCACGAAAGUCCCAGUGCGUCAUCGAGCAUCGGAAUGAGGCCAAGGGACAACCUAGCGCAUUUGGAAAAAAAUAUAUAUGGGAGCCAACUAUUACAUCAGAAGAUCUGUGAAUUUUGAAUUAAUCGACGUAUCUUAUUAUUCAGUUUUGUCUCUUUUAAAGUUUGUUCACAUUUUCAAUGCUGUAGAAUUAUUUAUUAUAAUCUAUUUUUGUACAUUUGGGUUCACAUUUGUUCUAUAAGAACUGUGUACCAUGUGAUGGACCUGGACUUGGUUUUUUAUAUGUAUAUACACUGACCAGCUUGUUGACAAAAGCAAUAGUUUGGGAAAAGGGAAUCCUGAAAACAAAAAUCAAUAAACGAUAAUUAACAAAACAAGAAGUGAUGCGCGGGGCCCGUUCAGGCUCAAGGUGUCUGUCGGAGCUGGGGGGCCCUUAGUGGUCCCCAGCUGAGUCGCCAUGUUGCCAGCUUCAGUCCCAUUCUGCUAGCAGGCUGAGGCAAACUGGUUUGUUUUCAAAUCAAAAGGAA